GGUGCAUAGAAAAACGAGUAAUUUAGCUACAAUGGGUGAAUUAGGUAGAUUCCCUCUGUUUAUCAAUAUAUUUUACCAACAAGUUAAAUACUUAGAUCAUAUAGAAAAUGAAGGAACGAGUUCAUUACUAAUUAAUGCAUAUGCAGAUAGUAUUGAACUAUCAAAAGUUCAUAAUCAACCAUCAUGGUACUAUGACAUUGAUAGAAUAAUGGCAUAUGUUCAACCACAAGAUAAAAUUUCCAUGAAUAGCAAACCGCUUGAUAUUAAGAAAAUCCUUGAAAAGAGAUAUAUAAAAUAUUGGGAGAAAACUGUCAAUGAUAAUAAAGGGAAAUUUGAAUUU
Messenger RNA from Owenia fusiformis, 340 nucleotides. Lineage: Eukaryota; Metazoa; Annelida; Polychaeta; Sabellida; Oweniidae. The record is from the annotation of a GenBank genome assembly.